Molecule: messenger RNA, 243 nt
Organism: Ceutorhynchus assimilis (cabbage seed weevil)
Lineage: Eukaryota; Metazoa; Arthropoda; Insecta; Coleoptera; Curculionidae
Source: the annotation of a GenBank genome assembly
AUGUCGAGGUUCAGCCAGAUCAGCGUCGGCGGAAUCGUGGAUGAUACACAAAGAUAUCUAAUUUGGAGUUUUUUGGGUGGAGAAAAGGGAAAACAGAAAAAAAAAAUGCCGGGCGGACAUACUGGAAAUCAUAACGCUAACAAUCAUCAAACGCAAGUACCGCACUGUGAUCCAGUGCAGCAACUUUUGGCUGCCGAAAAGAGGGCAGCUGAAACUGUAACAGAAGCUCGUAAACGUAAGUAG